Messenger RNA from Racocetra persica, 571 nucleotides. Lineage: Eukaryota; Fungi; Glomeromycota; Glomeromycetes; Diversisporales; Gigasporaceae. The record is from the annotation of a GenBank genome assembly.
AUGGAUUCCUGUGAAACAAGUGAUGUCGAAUGGAAUAAUCCUGAUAAUACAUAUGUCUGUCUAGAUAGCAAUUUCAGUUCGGCAACUGAUAAUGUUAGUGAGACGUCUUUAGUAUCUAAUAUCAAUGAUGAUAAUAGUCAUAAGUUCCUUUUUAAUUAUGAAGCAUUUCAAAAAACUCGUGAAAGUAUACAUAAUAUUAAUGAUGAUGUUACUACAAAUGACAUAAAGGAUGAUUCAUCAUUUAUAAAUUCAGAAAGAAAUCGCAACGAUUUUAAUGCACAAGAAAAGAAUUAUGAAAUUGAUGAUAUUUCAUGUGAGAAAUUAGUUCCAUGCGUUGUUUUAGAUAUUUAUGAUGGAGAAAUUCGAUGUUGUCCUAAUUAUGAAAACCUCGAAGGAGGUCAUCUGUUUAAGAGAAAAGGAACUGGUGUUAAAAGCUAUACUUGCCAUGACCAGCAUGUUGAUGAAAAUAAAAAUGCAUUUAUUUUACUUGGACGAUGGUUAACUGCUAUUGCAGAAUCUAAUGAUAAAGAAUUAAAGCAAGAUACUUUGAAUGAAAUGACCGUAGUUCUUA